Molecule: messenger RNA, 3351 nt
Organism: Aedes albopictus (Asian tiger mosquito)
Lineage: Eukaryota; Metazoa; Arthropoda; Insecta; Diptera; Culicidae
Exons: 2
Coding region: 1-3351 (1116 amino acids)
Source: RefSeq, a predicted model, not a curated record
AUGACGAAGUCCAGUUUAAGGCAGUUGGUGAAAGAAGAACACCAAUUGCAGUCAGCGUUGGAGAAUGUGCAAAAGUUUGUGGAUAAUUUCGACGAAACUCGUGAUCAAGAUGUGGUUGAAUUUCGUUUAGUGAAGCUAGAUGACAUUUUCGACCGCUUCUGUGCAGUUAGAGUGAAGAUUGAUGUGCUUCUAGACGAAACUGGUGAAGACUAUGAAAGUGCUGGUGAUGAAGAAGGUGCUGGUAGUGUGAAGUCCAUUCCUACCCGCACUGACAGUGUUCGUACCUACCAAGAUUUCGAGAAUUCGUACUUUCGACUGAAGUCAGCACUGCUUGCAAAACGGCCCAGAACCCAACUAGGAGUUUUGGAGUGUCAACCUGCGGUCGUAGGUGUUCAGCCAUCACGAUUGAAGUACCCAGAAUUGAAGUUACCGUCGUUUUCCGGAAAGCUGCAGGACUGGAUCAACUUUCGCGAUAAUUUCCGAUCGCUGAUUCACGACAACGCAGAGCUGAGUCCCAUCGACAAGUUUAAUUACUUGCGUGCUUCGUUGAGAGAUGAUGCGCUACUGCAGAUCAACCAAGUUCAAGUGAGCGCUGCAUCGUACCCUAUUGCCUGGGGAAUCCUCGAAUCGAGGUAUGAAAAUCAUAAGCUGAUAGCUCAUGAGCACCUGAAAGCGCUGUUUGCAGUUCCGUCAAUGAAGUCGGAGUCUUUCGAAGCACUGAACGUUGGCCUAACGACGUUCAAGGUCAAUCUACAGCAGUUGGAGAAGCUUGGAGAAAACACCAACAAUUGGAGCACUCUUCUGGCGUUCAUGCUAUCGCAGAAACUAGAUACCGCUACGCUCCGCCAAUGGGAGACUCAUCAUGGGUCCAAGGACAUCCCGCGAUAUGACGCCUUGCUAGACUUUCUGGAUAAGCAUUGCGCGAUUCUGCAGUCUACUUCGACACGGAGUGGAUUCGAGCAAAAACGUCCGUUCAAGAGCUCAGCUGUUCACACUCUAGUGCCAUCCGCUACCAGCAGUUGUCAAAUCUGUAAUGGUGGACAGCAUAGCGUUGAGCAGUGUCGUCGCUUCAGCAAGAUGCGAGUGGUGGACAGAAAGCUGGCGAUUCGAAGACUUGGGCUCUGUCUGAAUUGCUUAUCUUCCGGACACUUCGUGGCAGAUUGUUCCAGACGUACGUGUUCCAAGUGUGGUCAACGUCAUCAUUACUUGCUGCAUCCGUAUUCUCCACCCACUUCUACCCCUCAGAAUCCGACUCCGAAUACCCCGAACAGGCCUCAAGCCGCGAACGCGAACACAAAUGCUCAAACACAGUCUCAAGGACAUCAAUCGCAAUCGAAUUCUCAAGGCCAAUCCCGGAUGAAUAAUACUCAAACAAAUCCACAAACACCUCCCGUCCAAAACACUUCUCCGCCACAUACACGACAGUCACCUCCCACAAAUACACCGACUACUUCUCACCACACUGCUACUUCACACAACAUUCGAAGUCAGCGAACUACUACACUUCUGUCAACCGCGCUCGUGAAGCUCGCCGAUCGCUUCGGAAACACAGUCAUUGCUCGUGCGUUGCUGGAUAACGGUUCGCAGAUAUGUAUGAUCACGGAGAACCUGUCUCAGCGGUUGAACUUCAAGCGCUUCCAUGAAAACCUACCGGUGAAUGGUGUUGGCGGUGCUUCAUCGGUGUCCAAACAGUCAGUGUUGGCGAGAAUCCUGUCGCGUUGUUCGUCGUUCGAAACUGAAGAAGUGAAAUUCUACGUGCUGCCUCGGAUAACGUUGAAUCUGCCGCAGCAAAGCUUCGACAUCAAUGCAAUCCUUGGCGUGUCUGUUUUCUACGAUUUGCUGAUGGGAGAGCAGAAAAGGCUCUCGGAAUCUGGUCCGAUAUUGUGCAACACAAAACUCGGAUGGAUAGUGGCCGGAGAGAUUCCAGAAACUCCUGUCACAACCCUCAGUGCAGUCACCGCUUCAGUUUCCACGGAAGAGAUCCACGAGCAGCUAGCCCGCUUUUGGGAACUGGAAUCCUGUAGAACGAAGAGCUGUCUUUCCAUCGAGGAGUCUACGUGCGAGUCGAUCUUCGAGCAGACAACGACGAGAGAUCCUGAUGGCAAGUUUCGGGUAGUACUACCGAAGAAGGAUUACGUGUUGAAGCAGUUAGGCGAAUCUAAGGCGAUUGCUACCAAGCGGUUCAUGGGACUAGAACGUCGCUUGAACGCGAACCCGGAGAUGAAGGCUCUGUACACAGAAUUUAUCCACGAGUACCUGCUGAUGGGUCACAUGCGAGAAGUUCGUGAUGACGAGGAAGAGCCGAAACACAGCUACUAUUUGCCACAUCAUGCAGUCCUGAAACCUGACAGUACCACGACGAAGCUCAGAGUAGUGUUCGAUGCGUCAUGUGCUACAGACACAGGAGUUUCCCUGAACGAUACUCUGAUGGUGGGACCGGUGGUACAGAGUGACCUCUUGUCCGUUCUGAUUCGCUUCCGACUCCAACAGUAUGCGAUCGUCGCUGAUGUGGAGAAGAUGUAUCGCAUGAUCAACGUAGUCGAAGAGGAUCAACCGCUGCAGAGGAUUCUUUGGCGAGAGUCCGUAGAUGAGCCACUCCGAACGUACCAGCUGACGACCGUGACCUACGGUACUUCUGCCGCACCGUAUCUAGCAACACGGAGCUUGAAGAGAUGCGCAGAGGAGGGAGAGCAGACGAAUCCACCCGCAGCCAAAGUCAUCAAGAAGGAUUUCUACGUUGACGAUAUGUUAACUGGAGCGAAGUCUGUGAAGGAAGGAAUACGGCUUUGUAAGGAUGUCCUGUCGCUACUUGGUUCCUUUGGUUUCAACCUCCGAAAGUGGCAUUCCAACCAGCCUGCGAUCCUGAAGAGCAUUCCACGUCACCUGCGUGACGAGCGAGAGCUGCUAGAUAUUGACGCGACAGCUACAGUAAAGACCCUCGGCUUAACCUGGGAACCGGCGACAGACUUGUACUGGUUCAAAACACCUCGCUGGAGCCCGAAGCUUCCAGUGACACAGCGUAUCGUACUGUCUGAUUCCGCACGUUUAUUCGAUCCGUAUGGUCUUGUAGGGCCAGUGAUCGUGCAGGCGAAGAUGUUUCUCCAAGAACUUUGGAAACGGAAGUAUUCUUGGGACGAACCGUUGAGCGCAAAUCUGCAAUCACAGUGGCUCGAGUUCAGAACGAACUUGGAUCGAAUCGAUGCAGUUUCCGUACCCCGCUGGAUCGCAUUCAGCGAUAAUGUGAUAUCAUGCGAACUACACGGAUUCUGUGACGCCUCAGAAAAGCGUACGGAGCAGCAAUAUACCUACGUUGCGUUGCACAAGACGGAACAGUUACAGUUCGGCUGGUGA